Chrysochloris asiatica (Cape golden mole) is the source of this 3386-nucleotide messenger RNA. It is a transcript of the gene WDHD1, whose product is annotated as WD repeat and HMG-box DNA binding protein 1. NCBI's taxonomy places the organism in Eukaryota, Metazoa, Chordata, Mammalia, Afrosoricida, Chrysochloridae. Bases 9 to 3386 code for a protein of 1125 amino acids. The transcript is spliced from 25 exons. Gene Ontology annotation, biological process: DNA-templated DNA replication; DNA repair; mitotic cell cycle. Gene Ontology annotation, cellular component: nuclear replication fork. The record is from RefSeq and is a predicted model, not a curated record. Gene Ontology annotation, molecular function: chromatin binding; protein binding.
AGGAAAAGAUGCCUGCCACACAGAAGCCGAUGAGAUAUGGACAUACAGAGGGACACACAGAUGUCUGUUUUGAUGACACUGGGAGUUGUAUUGUGACUUGUGGAAGUGAUGGUGAUGUCAGGAUUUGGGAAGACUUAGAUGAUGAUGAUCCUAAGUCUAUUAAUGUUGGAGAAAAGGCAUAUUCCUGUGCUUUGAAGAAUGGAAAAUUGGUCACUGCCGUAUCUAACAAUACUAUUCAAGUCCACACAUUUCCUGAAGGAGUUCCAGAUGGCAUAUUAACUCGCUUUACCACAAAUGCAAACCAUGUGGUUUUUAAUGGAAAUGGUGCUAAAAUUGCUGCUGGAUCCAGUGAUUUUAUAGUCAAAGUCGUGGAGGUAGUGGACAGUAGCCAACAGAAAACACUUCGAGGACAUGAUGCACCUGUUUUAAGUCUGGCCUUUGAUCCUAAGGACAUAUUUCUGGCAUCUGCUAGCUGUGAUGGCACUGUCAGAGUGUGGCAAAUUUCAGACCAGACAUGUGCUAUUAGCUGGCCAGUGUUACAAAAAUGCAAUGAUGUGGUAAAUGCAAAAUCCAUCUGCAGACUUGCUUGGCAACCCAAAAGUGGUAAGUUAUUGGCAGUUCCUGUAGAAAAAUCUGUUAAGCUCUAUAGAAGAGAAACUUGGAAUAAUCCAUUUGAUCUUUCAGAUAAUUUCAUUUCUCAGACCCUCAAUAUAGUAACUUGGUCUCCCUGUGGGCAGUAUUUGGCUGCUGGCACUAUUAAUGGUUUAAUUAUAGUUUGGAAUGUGGAAACCAAAGAUUGUCUGGAAAGGGUAAAACAUGAGAAAGGUUAUGCAAUUUGUGGCCUGGCCUGGCAUCCUACUUGUGGCCAAAUAGCGUAUACUGAUGCGGAAGGAAAUCUCGGGCUCCUGGAGAACGUAUGUGAGCUCAACGGAAAGAAGUCAAGCAGUAAGGUGUCUAGCAAAGUAGACAAGGACUACAAUGACCUUUUUGAUGGAGAUAAUGAAAGCAGUGCUGGUGAUUUUCUAAAUGACAAUGCAGUUGAGAUCGGCUCUUUUUCAAAAGGGGUUAUAAAUGAUGGCGAGGAUGAUGAUGACCUCAUGCUGGCUUCCAGUCGUCCUAGGCAGAGAAGUCACUUUCUAGAAGAUGACGAAAACUCAGUUGAUGCUGCAUUGAUGAAAAAUGGUUCUCGUCUUCUCAAAGACGAGGAAGAAGAUGACCAGGUAGACAACAUUCAUAGUCUACCACUUAUAACAUCUCAAAGGCCAUUUUACGAUGGGCCUAUGCCAACGCCACGGCAGAAACCAUUCCAGUCAGGCUCUACACCCUCGCAUCUCACUCACAGGUUCAUGGUAUGGAAUUCUGUUGGAAUUAUUCGCUGCUAUAAUGACGAGCAAGAUAAUGCCAUAGAUGUGGAGUUCCAUGAUACCUCCAUACACCACGCAACACACUUAUCAAAUGCUUUGAACUAUACGAUAGCAGAUCUUUCCCAGGAAGCUGUUUUGCUGGCAUGUGAGAGCACUGAUGAACUAGCAAGCAAGCUUCACUGCCUGCACUUUAGUUCUUGGGAUUCAAGCAAAGAGUGGACAGUGGAUAUGCCUCAGAACGAGGAUGUUGAAGCCAUAUGUCUCGGUCAUGGAUGGGCUGCUGCUGCCACUAAUGCCUUGCUACUCCGACUGUUUACCAUUGGAGGUGUUCAGAAAGAGAUCUUUAGCCUUCCUGGGCCGGUAGUGUCAAUGGCAGGACAUGGAGAACAGCUUCUCAUUGUUUACCACAGGGGUACAGGAUUUGAUGGGGAUCAGUGCCUUGGAGUUCAGCUUCUAGAGCUGGGGAAAAAGAAAAAACAAAUCCUGCAUGGUGACCCUCUUCCUCUUACAAGGAAAUCCUACCUUACAUGGGUUGGAUUUUCAAUUGAAGGUACCCCGUGCUACGCGGAUUCAGAGGGCAUUGUUCGCAUGCUUAACAGGGGACUUGGUAACACAUGGGUUCCUGUGUGUAACACAAGAGAACACUGCAAGGGCAAGUCUGAUCACUACUGGGUGCUCGGUGUCCAUGAAAACCCCCAGCAGCUCAGGUGCAUUCCUUGUAAAGGUUCAAGGUUUCCUCCCACCCUUCCACGGCCUGCUGUAGCUAUAUUGUCCUUCAAGCUUCCUUACUGUCAGGUGGCAACAGAGAAGGGACAAAUGGAGGAACAAUUUUGGCGUUCAGUUAUGUUUCACAACUACCUUGACUAUUUAGCUAAAAAUGAUUAUGAAUUUGAAGAGAACAUUAAAGAUGAAGGAAUCAGAGAACAACAGGAGCUUUUAUUGAAAAUGCUUGCGCUUUCUUGUAAACUGGAGCGAGAAUUUCGAUGUGUGGAACUUGCUGAUCUGAUGACUCCAAAUGCUCUGAAUUUAGCCAUUAGAUAUGCAUCUGGUUCUCGGAAGUUAAUAUUGGCCCAAAGGCUUAGUGAACUCGCUGUGGAGAAAGCAGCAGAAAUGGCUGUGGUCCAGGAGGAAGAAGAGGAUGUUGGAAGAAAACGGAAUGCGGGUCACUGUAAUACCACCUCAGAGUGGAGCCAGUCAAGGGUUAGAAAUCAAGUUGAAGAAGCAGAGGACAGUGGAGAAGCUGAUGAAGUAGAAGAAAACCCAGAAAUACGUAAGCAUAGACAGAACUUGUUUUCCAAAAGUGCAAAUUCCUCAGAUGCGCCAGCUGUUAAGUCAGGUGCAGUUAUCUCUAGCAGCCAAGGACGAGCAAACCCGUUUAAGGUGUCAGCCAAUUCUAAAGAAUCAGCCAUUUCGACAAAUGCAGCACGUUCAACUAAUAUUUUAGACAAUAUGAACAAAUCAUCUAAGAAAUCCAUUGCACUUAAUCGAGCUGCAAAUAAUGAAAAGUCUCCAGUUAUAAAGCCUCUAAUUCCAAAGCCAAAGUCUAAGCAGGUCUCUGCAGCCUCCUAUUUCCAAAAAACACCUUUCCAACCUGAUAAGACUGAUGAAAUAAAAGAAGAAAAACCAAAAAGUGUAUCAUCUGAGACCCCAGCUGUGUGUCCUCAAAACACUGAAAACCAAAGGCCAAAGACUGGGUUCCAGAUGUGGCUGGAAGAAAACAGAAGCAAUAUAUUGUCUGACAAUCCUGGAUUUUCAGAUGAGGCAGACAUAAUAAAAGAAGGAAUGCUUCGAUUUAGAGUGUUGUCUGCUGAAGAAAGGAAGGCAUGGACCGACAAGGCCAAAGGAGGACCUGCCAGUGACGAAGCUGAAGCAAAAAAGCGAAAACGUGUAGUCAGUGAAAACAGUGAAACAGAAAACCAGAAAGAAGAAGCAAAGAAGAAUCUGAAUUUGCCUAAAAAGCAAAAACCUUUAGAUAUUUCUACGAAUCAGAAACUGUCAGCUUUUGCAUUUAAGCAGGAGUGA